AACAGAUUCAGUCAACCGCACUCUAGAGGGUUCCCUGUGAUAUAACUGGGACUCUUCCCAGUCUCUCCAACGCGGGAAGAUCCAAAAUGGCGGACACGUCAGAUCUGACAAACUACGUUCUUCCAGCGUCACCUAACUGGUACUGCAGUACAGGGACGGACUUCAGCAUAACAGGACUGUACGGAUUCGCCGCCAAGAAAUGCGUGUAUCUACUAGAUGUUAAUGGACCGGUCCCGGCUUUUAGGGGGCAAUUUACUGAGCAUACGGACCGGGUUAGCUCCGUGCGUUUCUGCCCUCAUGCACUACACCCUGGACUUUGUGCGAGCGGCGCAGAUGACAAGACAGUCCGACUAUGGGAUGUUGAGACCAAGGGAGUUUUGGCCAACCAUACCACCCACACGGCAAAAGUAACCAGCAUUUCCUGGUCACCACAAGUCAAAGACCUUAUUCUAUCAGCUGAUGAGAAGGGCACAGUGAUAGCUUGGUACUAUAGUAAGAACACAGUCCAUAGUACUUGUCCUAUCCAGGAAUACAUCUUCUGUGUUGAGUCAUCAAGUGUGUCCAGCCAACAAGCUGCAGUUGGGUACAAGAAUGGGCUUAUUGUAAUCCUACAAGUAGACUCUCAAGGGAUGCUCCCACUUCACCGUCUCCUAGGUCAUGAGAGUGAUGUACAUAGUCUGGCAUGGUGUCCCCUUGCACAUCUUGACUUUGGUCCACUCCAAAAUAAAGCAAAUGAUGCACAAGGGAGUCUACUCAUCUCAGGAUCUCGUGACCUGACCAUACGGUUGUGGGAUACGCUAAGUGGCAAGCUGAUAACACUCUGGAACUUACCCAAGCGAUCGACCCAGAAAUGGAGAGACAAGCAACAGGACUGGCACAGCAAAGACCGCAUGUGGGUGUCUGUCUGCUGGCCUCAAAAUCUGGGCAAUAAGAUUAUCACUAGUUCUCAUGGGGGUGAGUUGUUACUCUGGGACCUGUCCACCCCAAGCCCAAAAGACAAGGUUCAUGUGUUUGGAUCUGGCCAUUCAAGGAUUGUAUUCAAUGUCUCCUGCACACCUUGUGGGACAAAGCUAAUGACUACCUCCAUGGACAGACAGGUAAUUCUUUGGGAUGUGGCAAGGUGCCAGCAAAUCUGCACCAUCGCAACCUUGGGAGGUUACGUGUAUGCGAUGGCCAUCUCUCCCCUCGACCCUGGGACAUUGGCAUUAGGCGUGGGGGACAAUAUGAUACGGGUGUGGCACACCACAUCUGAAUCAGCUCCCUAUGAUGCCAUAUCACUAUGGCAAGGGAUUAAAUCUAAGGUUAUGAUGGUGUGUUGGCACCCUCAGAAGGAAGGUUUAUUGGCGUUUGGCACUGAUGAUGGUCAAGUCGGGAUAUACAAUACCAUAGGAAAAAGUAAGCCUGAGGUUUUUGCCAUGUAUCACAAGAAGACUGUUUACUCAGUAUCCUGGGGACCUUCCUGCCCUGAUGAGGGCAAGGAAGGUCUCCAUGUGUAUAGCUGUGGGGGGGAAGGAACAGUGCUUCAACACCGCCCAGGCCACACCUUAUCUGACGCAGUUGACGUCAACACCCUCAUCAAAUCCACCAAUGAUAUUAAGCGAAAAUUGGUGUCUCGUACUGAUGUCUCUUGGAGUCCAGAUGGUGCCGCUAUGGCUCUUGGGAAUGACGAUGGUUCAAUAGAGAUUUUUGUCCCUCCCUCCCUGCGGCAAGUUUGUAUCAUUGCUGUACACAAGAAGGCGAUCACCUGCCUCGCUUGGCAUCAUGGGUAUGGUGACAAUGACCGUGCUUGGUGGCUAGCAUCGGGGUCUAACGAGUCAACAGUACACAUCCAUGAUCUUAGUAAAGCUAUAGAAUGUGCGUCACAUGACGCUCCAUCAACCAUCACAGCAAGCUACCGCCAACUGGUUGGCCACUGUGGAAGAGUGACAGCGUUGUCAUGGAGCCCUCAUCACCCAGACAGACUGGUGACAAGCUCCUACGAUGGCUCAGCUCAGGUAUGGGAUGUGGAGACCAACCAGCCAAUAGCAAACUACCGAGGUCACGUGGGCCGCGUCAUGUCUGUGUGCUGGAGUUAUCUGGACCCGGAUGUUGUGUUUAGUGGUGGGGAGGAUGGAACCGUCAGACCGUGGAGAGUCAGUCUGCAAACUCACACGCACCCCCCCGUAGUCGAGCGUUAUACACCUCGUUCUGGGAGCAAGUCCAAGAAAAGAAAACAGAAGGGCAAGGAUGCACCUGACAAUACAUCCAAAGCACAGACAGGCGAGCCCUCGCAAGCCGCACUCCAAAGGGACGUAGCCUCAUCAGCAUCAGCACCAGAGAAUAAUCAACCCUCAGAGAACACCGAAACCCUCACCUCUCCCCCUCCCCCCUCAAAACCUCCUAAAACCACCGAGGAUCCCAUGGAUCGUGACUGGAGAGUGGGCCCACGACCACAGCAGAGGUCAGCGGAUGCUCCCCUGCCGCAUGACCCUUCUAAAGAAAGUCACGUGACGGCAUCCCCUAUCAAUCUAGACUGGAGAAUAAAGCAGCCACUGGAUUCAGAUGCUGUGUCUGUGGGCUCAACCGAGGAUGAUAGGAGCUCUGUUGGGACCAGGGAUAGUGGUCCUGUGCAUAUCAAUUCUAAGACAAAGGCUGAGGGAGGCAAGAAAAAGAAGAAAGUGAAGUCGAUGUUCCCGCUGUCUGCAAUAGCUGAUAACAAGUCAAAGGGUGCGGCCCAGCAGGAAUGCAUUGCACUCGCAAGAUUUCUCAACAAAGAUAGUCUAUCUGAGUCAGCAGCGGUACCCGGGCAGUCAGACUCGGUGAAUCUUGGGCUUUUUGCUGAUCGACAAAGCGCAUACUCUAUGCUUUUUACAGAAGGGCAGCAUCAUGCCGAUAACAGUAACAUGGAAUAUCAACUUCAACUAGAAGUGUGGAAGGGUAACCUGGCCGGCGCUCUCGAGAUGGCGUCUAAGAAAAAGGGUCUUUCGGAUUUGCUCGUCGCGCUCAGCCCCCUGGCGGGACAUGAUGUAUGGCUUAAGACAGCUGAGUUAUAUGCUGAUCACCUGGUGGCACAGGGAUCCCACCAGAAAGCAGUGCUCUACUACCUUGCCUGCCACAGGGUGGACCAAGCUAUCAAUGUGUACAAGAACCAGGCAAUGUUCAGGGAAGCCUUAGCGCUAGCCAAGGUGCGGCUAUGUGACUCCGACCCUGUCCUUCAUGAGCUGUAUGUCAGCUGGGCCAAAAAACUGGAGACAGAAAAUGCAUAUGAGCAGGCAGCAAAAUGUUACCUAGCAGCUCAUCUACCGGCAGAUGCAGUACGGAUACUCAGCACCAGAGGGGACCACGCCUCUCUAAGCACUGCCCUUCAAGUUGCCAAGCUUUUCUGUGAAGACCAGCUCUCUGCAGCCAUUGCUGUCCGCCUGUUGCACCAGCACUUGGGGACUGGUAACUGGUCAUCUGCUUUUUUGGCGCUUGAAGGGUGUCAGGAUGUAGAGGGCUAUAUGUUUGCUCUGUGCACUCACGAGCUACUAUACCAGGAGCUGAUUGGACAAGAAGUUUUGACAGUUGACGUUUUCUCUGAGCCUCACCCCUCAAGGCUUUCAGAUGACAGCCAGAUAGAACAAGAAUUUGUCACAAGUAUACAAUCUUCAGGUCCGCUUGCUAGCGACAAAAGCCCGUGGUUUGUAAGGCGCCUUUUAGGGGCCUGGGAACAAGCCAAUGUGUUGACUGCUGACCACAAGCGACUGCUGGCCGCUGCUGAGCAGUUGAAUAGCUAUAGGGACAGCAAUCUUGAUGAGAAUCUAACCCCGGCUCAGCUUCUUGUACGAGUCACUUACGGCAUCGCAUCCUCUGUGGUCAGUGGUCUCCUCCAGGACCCAGUCCUUUGCGUCAGGUCGCUGCUGCAGGUUUUUGAGAGUUGUAUAAAGAACAACGCCCUGGACUGGGUAACCGCCCUAUGCGACCUGCUUCUCCCGUACGGCAGCGAGUCAAUUCGUGACGUCAUCAGGCUUGGCCAGCGCUUAGCAAGACUUCUUGAUAUAUCCGCCAUUCAUAGCGGGACUGAGGUGGGGCCCAUCAUGCAUAGCGGGACUGAGGAGGGGCCCAUCAUGCAUAGCGGGACUGAGGAGGGGCCAAUCAUGCAUAGCGGGACGAGUGAUACACCUAUCGCUCAUAGAGGUGAUGAGAUGCUGGGGGCUUGCAAAGAGUUGUACGACUAUGUCAGCGGUUUUUACUGGAUGGUUGCGCUGUACAAGUUGUGGUGGAGGGAACCCGUGUCACAUGUGGUACAGAAGAAGGCUCACCACGUGACCAAUGGGCAAGAACCUCAAACUCACAAACUGAGCCACUCAGACGUCAAUCAAAACCCGGACUCGAUUAAUGAUUAUUCAACUUUGAAUGGUAGUUCAUUAAGAAAGACUGGCGAGUCGUCAACGAGUGACGUCGGUACUCAUGGUCACGUGUCCGAUAAUAUGUUACCGGAUGUUAAAAUCUCCGAUGAGAGGUCACCGGAUGUUAAGCUAUCCGAUGAGAGGUCACCGGAUGUUAAGGUGUCCGUGUUCGAUGAGAUGUUGGCGGGUGACGUGGGCCAUCAUGGGCCCGUAUCCGUGAUGGACAAGCCCUGUGAUAUCCUACAAGUCCUACUCGCGGCCAAGAAGUACUUGAUACUAGAUACCAUGGCUCACAGACUGUCGCUUCAGAAACAGUUAAAUGAGGUGAAAAAGGCGGUGGUGUUGCUGCGGUCUCGGCGGAUCCUAGCGAGCGUUGCGGCGACAAAGACGACAAAGGGAGAGCAGAGACCGGGGGUGUCGCCUGAAGAGGCGCUCCCUGGUGGCGGGAUUCAGGGUGGCGAGCUGGACAAUAUGGCAACUGGUGCUGACCAGGCCGCAGACCAAGGAUUCGGCCUCGGCGCCCGUGCCGCGACUCUUGAGACUCGGUAUCAACUCGACUCAUGGACCCUAGAGACCAUAGAGCACGAGGAAGAACUCCUGCAACGCAAACUUGACGCAUUUGUCUACAAGGACCUUCCGUUUCCCGAUCCUGUCGAUGCCGCUAUGAUCUUGGGCUACCUAUGUUGCCACACAGACGGUCUUCCUGUGUACGAGCCUGCAGUACUCUACACUCUGGGACGUGAUGUGGCAAAGUGGGCGUUGGAGUAUGCGCAGUGGGAUCGAGAGCGCAAGUGUUUGUCACGUGUUUUUGCUAGAUGCUCUGGUAACUUGGAAUAAGGCAAGAAAAGGAAUACUAGGCUUGUAUUGGCACCAUGCCAAUUGUGAGAAAGCAUCCAUUUCCACGCCAUGUUGUCUUUAGCGCCAUGACGAGUGAGAGAAGGCAUCCAUUUCCACGCCAUGUUGUCUUUAGCAUCAUGACGAGUGAGAGAAGGCAUCCAUUUCCACGCCAUGUUGUCUUUAGCGCCAUGACGAAUGAGAGAAAGCAUCUAUUUCCACGCCAAGUUGUCCUUAGCGCCAUGACGAGUGAAAGAAAGCAUCCAUUUCCACGCCAUGUUGUCUUUAGCGCCAUGACGAAUGGGAGAAAGCAUCUAUUUCCACGCCAUGUUGUCCUUAGCGCCAUGACGAGUGAAAGAAAGCAUCCAUUUCCACGCCAUGUUGUCUUUAGCGCCAUGACGAGUGUGAAAAUGCAUCCAUUUCCACGCCAUGUUGUCUUUUGCGCCAUGACAAGUGUGAGAAUGCAUACAUUUCCGCGCCAUGUUGUCUUUUGCGCCAUGACGAGUGGGAGAAAGCAUCCAUUUCCACGCUAUGUUGUCCUUAGCGCCAUGACGAGUGGGAGAAAACAUACAUUUCCACGCCAUGUUGUCUUUUGCGCCAUGACGAGUGUGAGAAUGCAUACAUUUCCACGCCAUGUUGUCCUUAGCGCCAUGACGAGUGCGAGAAAGCAUCCAUUUCCACGCCAUGUUGUCUUUAGCGCCAUGACGAGUGUGAGAAUGCAUCCAUUUCCACGCCAUGUUGUCUUUAGCGCCAUGACGAGUGUGAGUACAUACAUUUCCACGCCAUGUUGUCUUCAGCGCCAUGCCAAGUGGGAGAAAGUAUCCACAUCCAUCGGCUGAUUUGCGGGAGCUAUUGUGAGAUUUUUGAUUGAACUUAACAACUGCAGUGUAAAACUUACAUAAUUCGAGUUCCAGUAUUGAAUGAAAGCAUACCCAAGCAAGGGCUGAUCGAGGCUCUUUAAGUACUCUGGUUCACACUUGCAUGCUCUUUUACUCCCGCAACAAUUUAGUGCAAACCAGUUUACACUUCAGUAGCUCAAUUCACUUGAAUCACUGUGAAAUCCAAUCCUUAAAAACUAGAAAUAACUUGUAGAUAUGAAUUAUAACCAAAACGAUAAAAUAUUUCAAUAGUUUGAAUAAAACCAAAAUAGCGAUGUCACGAA
Messenger RNA from Nematostella vectensis (starlet sea anemone), 6363 nucleotides. Its product is annotated as gem-associated protein 5. Lineage: Eukaryota; Metazoa; Cnidaria; Anthozoa; Actiniaria; Edwardsiidae. The record is from RefSeq and is a predicted model, not a curated record. The coding region runs from base 87 to 5204 and encodes 1705 amino acids. The transcript is spliced from 27 exons. Gene Ontology annotation, molecular function: protein binding.